Papilio polytes (common Mormon) is the source of this 1784-nucleotide messenger RNA. Its product is annotated as facilitated trehalose transporter Tret1-like. Gene Ontology annotation, molecular function: transmembrane transporter activity. Lineage: Eukaryota; Metazoa; Arthropoda; Insecta; Lepidoptera; Papilionidae. Gene Ontology annotation, biological process: transmembrane transport. The coding region runs from base 438 to 1721 and encodes 427 amino acids. The record is from RefSeq and is a predicted model, not a curated record. Gene Ontology annotation, cellular component: membrane. The transcript has 8 exons.
AUGUAUAUGUAUGUAUAACGACUUCGAUAUUUGUUUUAAUCUACAAUUAACACAAAGGAUUUGCGAGAAGUCUUCAAUAUUUAUCUUUUAACCCGUUGUUUAUUACAAUACCAGGAAAAACGCGCCUCGGACAAGAUUAGAAUUUUAUUAGGUAUCAAGGUCAAGUGUAAUUGCUGUACCAAAGUCGACUUUUUACGUCGGAGAAAUUCAUUUAACUUUAAAAUACCGCAAAAAUAUUACAAUUUGUAAAAGACUGGGAAAUAAUUUAGAUAACACAUUACGUGGUGGUGGUGUUAUUUGACGUUAAUUUAUUUAUAAAUGAUAACGCAGUGUCGGACGAGGCGUGAUGAACGACGGUUCACCGCCCGGACACUUAUUGACCCGCAUUUUAUAAUUAGUUUUUUUUUAACCUACUAGUUUUUUAAUCAGUGUACAAAAUGAGUGGAACAACGAAUAGGAGAGUGCAAUAUUUGGCUGGAAUUUGCGCUUCGUUAGCGUUUACGUUUACUGGAGCUACUAUUUCAUGGUCUUCUCCAGUGAUUCCAAAGAUCAAGAGUGGCGAAGUAAAUAUACAGCUGUCAAAUGAGCAGAUAUCGUGGGUGGUGGCGCUGGCGGCGCUGGGCGCUCUGCCCGGCUGUUACAUAGGGCAGGUGCUAAGCGAGCGGCUAGGUAGACGUCGCACAGUAUGUGGUGCCGCGGUGCCUGGAAUUGCAGGUGCGGCGAUGAUAUUAUUCACAAAAACAGCUGAAGUGAUGUACGUUGCGAGAAUAUUGAUGGGUAUAUCAAAUGGGAUAACUGCAGUCGUAAGUAUGUUUAUAUUAAUCACAGAUAUACAAGUUAUACCAGAGUCCCCUUACUAUCACCUCAAAGAUGACAGAUAUGCUGAAGCAAAGAAGGAAUUCAUGAUCAUCAAAGGAUGCAAGGAUUCAAAGUGGGCAGAUCAACAGUUGGGUUUAAUCAGAGUACACGUGAGAGAAAGUAUGGAGAACAAAUCCACGCUAAAAGAAUUACUGUGUAAAGUAAAAUAUAGAAAAGCUGUCUAUAUCAUAACAGGACUCAAGAUAUUUCAAUACAUGACUGGUAGUUUGGCGAUUCAGUCAUAUUUAGAGAUCAUUUUCACACAGAGCAGUUCGAUAUCGGGUCCUUACGUCAGUAUUGUGUACGGCUUCGUACAGUUAGGCGCAGGUGUAGGAGCAACAUUCCUGGCAGGUUACUUCGGGCGACGGGUCCUCAUGAUUGUGUCCUGUUCUGGAGUUGCAUUAUCAUUAACCGCUGUCGGAAUAUAUUUCUUUUUGCAAGAUUACAUCAAAAUAAACCCCGAAACCCUCAGUGCGAUUUCAUCUUUGCCUCUGAUAGGGGUUUUAGGGUUUAAUAUUCUAUACGCUGUAGGUAUUGGUACAAUACCUUAUAUAAUGCAGGCGGAAUUAUUCCCUAUAAAUGUGAAAACUAUCGCAUCGAGUGCAGCUACGAUGAUUUCUUGCAUUUUGAACUUUACGGUGACGAAAUCUUAUCAAAGUAUAAAAGAUGUAUUUGGGCAUUAUAUUGUGUUUUGGAUAUUCGCGGGUAUAGCGUACAUUGGUGUCGUUUUCGUGUAUUUCUUAGUACCUGAGACGAAAGGUAAGAGUUUAGAAGAGAUACAGGAGUUUAUGCAGGGGCCGCGUCACUUGGAGGCUCAGGCAUUAAAUGUAACAGAGGCUACUGCUAAGAGGGACGAUGAGUGAAAUUAUUUAUAAUAGAUUUAUCUAAAUGUUUGUUAUGAUUUUUAAUAUAUAUUUUUUCUGUAA